Molecule: messenger RNA, 2012 nt
Organism: Cercocebus atys (sooty mangabey)
Lineage: Eukaryota; Metazoa; Chordata; Mammalia; Primates; Cercopithecidae
Gene: HVCN1
Product: hydrogen voltage gated channel 1
Exons: 6
Coding region: 634-1395 (253 amino acids)
Biological process (GO): proton transmembrane transport
Cellular component (GO): plasma membrane
Molecular function (GO): voltage-gated proton channel activity
Source: RefSeq, a predicted model, not a curated record
AAGAAGGAGUUAUGGCCAGUGGCUGCCUGGAAAGCUUAAGUAUACCCUGGCCCUGGCCCUGGCCAGCCCUGGGAGUUCAGAGACAUUUGGUCUGGCCGAGAUGAGCCCAGCGUGGGAGAUGAGGUAUCAGUGCCCUCAGCCAACAGGUGCAUGAUGGGCUUCUGCUCAAGGUCAUAUGUCACACAAGAAUUGGGGGACACAGACCCUGACUUCAUGGAGGGUAAAUGCUAGUGAGGAGGGAGAAGGAAUAAAUAUAUGACUGCACAAAACAGUUUCUAGUUAGAAACUAGCAUAAGGGCUCUCAAAGGAAAAGUGGGAAGAGAAGUUAUAAAUGGAAGGGGAACUGAUUUAGAUUUUAGGGGUCAGGGAGGGUCUUUUUGAGGAACUGACAUUUUUGAGGAACUGAAGUUUCAAGCAGAAGUAAGAGUAAGCAAAGCUCGGAGUGGGGAGAAGAGCAUUCCAGGUUGAGGGAACAGCCUGCAUGAUGGUUCAGUGUGGAGCAUCAGAGGGAUAGAAGAGUGGCUGGAGUGUGGCGAGGAAGCUGUGGGGAAGGAGACAUGCCGAUUCCUGGAGGGCCAUGAACUACAGGUACACGCAGUCACCCGCAGGGCCAAGGUGGCUCCCGCUGAGAGGAUGAGCAAGUUCUUAAAGCACUUCACGGUCGUAGGGGACGACUACCAUGCCUGGAACAUCAACUACAAGAAAUGGGAGAAUGAAGAGGACGAGGAGGAGGAGGAGCAGCCGCCACCUACACCAGCCUCAGGCGAGGAAGGCAGAGCUGCAGGCCCUGACGCUGCCCCCGCCCCUGGCCCCGCGCCCAGAGCCCCCCUUGACUUCAGGGGCACGUUGAGGAAACUGUUCAUCUCCCACAGGUUUCAGGUCAUCGUCAUCUGCUUGGUGGUUCUGGACGCCCUCCUGGUGCUUGCUGAGCUCAUCCUGGACCUGAAGAUCAUCCAGCCCGACAAGAAUAACUAUGCCGCCAUGAUAUUCCACUACAUGAGCAUCACCAUCUUGGUCUUUUUUAUGAUGGAGAUUACGUUUAAAUUAUUUGUCUUCCGCCUGGAGUUCUUUCACCACAAGUUUGAGAUCCUGGAUGCCGUCGUGGUGGUGGUCUCAUUCGUCCUCGACGUUGUCCUCCUGUUCCAGGAGCACGAGUUUGAGGCUCUGGGCCUGCUGAUUCUGCUUCGGCUGUGGCGGGUGGCCCGGAUCAUCAACGGGAUUAUCAUCUCAGUUAAGACACGUUCAGAACGGCAACUCUUAAGGUUAAAACAGAUGAAUGUACAAUUGGCCGCCAAGAUUCAACACCUUGAGUUCAGCUGCUCUGAGAAGGAACAAGAAAUUGAAAGACUUAACAAGCUAUUGCGACAGCAUGGACUUCUUGGUGAAGUGAACUAGACCCAGACCAGCUCCCCGCAGAGAAGACACUGCCUCAUGGGCCUGUGCUGUCACGUGAGGAACAGCUGCCCCUCCUGGGCCACCUGGUGAGAGGUUUGGUUUGAUGCCUCUGCCUCCCUCCUGCCAGCAUGGAUUCUGGGUGGACACAGCCUUGUGGAAGGUCCAGUACCACCAAGAGCUGCCCAUCCAUUCCCACCCCACACUGUGUCAAAGGUAUCACAUUUUCUCAUGUUGAACACUUUAGCCUUGCUUGAAAAUGAGCAACAAAGCUGGACAAUUUCUAGUUGUAUAUAAAAUUUAGUCGCAUCGAAUGUACAGUUUUCAAAUUUCACAUGUAUAUUAAGGAAUUGAUGCAUCCUUUCAUAUGAGCAUUCUGAAAGAAAGAAAAAGAAGCUACUUUAGCUGCCACCCCAUUCUAGAAAAGUCUCUUAUUUUCAAGCUGUUCUAAAUAGCUUCCCUUGUCUCAGUUUCCCCAAAAGGGGUACCCAGGCCCCUCCUCUGUGUGCCCCAGCUGCAUCAGCCAGCUUCUAGGUGGCUCCAUUGCGUUCUGCCACCUGAUAUUUUUCCUCAAUUACUGUACAAUUACUGUAUAAAAUAAACUCUCUCUUUCCCCUGGA